This is a messenger RNA of Exophiala dermatitidis NIH/UT8656, 1566 nucleotides long. RefSeq names its product MFS transporter, SP family, sugar:H+ symporter. Gene Ontology annotation, biological process: transmembrane transport; carbohydrate transport. The transcript is spliced from 3 exons. Gene Ontology annotation, cellular component: membrane. Gene Ontology annotation, molecular function: carbohydrate:proton symporter activity. Bases 1 to 1566 code for a protein of 521 amino acids. The record is from RefSeq and is a predicted model, not a curated record. NCBI's taxonomy places the organism in Eukaryota, Fungi, Ascomycota, Eurotiomycetes, Chaetothyriales, Herpotrichiellaceae.
AUGGUGCUUUCGCCGACCGCCGUUCGGUUUUUGAUAGUCAUAUUCGUCGCACUCGGAUCCCUGACGUAUGGCUACUGCAGCAGUAUUAUUGCGACGACGCUGGGGCAGCCCUCGUUCAUCGCGUACUUUGACCUGGACACGCGAUCCAAUGCGACGGACCUGACGGGGGCGAUCAACGGACUUUUCCAGGCGGGCGGUCUGUUGGGAGCUCUCUCGAUCAUCAAGACGCCAGACUGGCUCGGCCGCCGCAAGGCCCUGCUGUUGUACGCGAUCAUCACCCUCAUCGGCGGCGCGCUGCAAGCCGGCAGCGUCAACAUCGGCAUGUACCUGGUGAUGCGGUUCCUGACGGGGAUCGGCAUCGGGGCUCUGGUCGGUCUGGUACCUCUGUAUCAGUCGGAGAUUGCUCCGCCUCGCAUUCGCGGUCUGUUGGUCGGCAUGCACGGCGUGUUAAUCUGUGUCGGCUACUCCCUAGCCAGCUGGAUCGGGCUCGGGUUUUAUUUCGUCAACGCGAGCGGUGCGCAGUGGCGGCUCCCUCUGGCCAUCCAGUGUUUGCCACCCUUGUUUCUGUCGCUGGGCGUUCUGUUCCUGCCCGAAUCGCCCCGCUGGCUGCUCGACCAGAACUGCGUCGAUGAGGCGUACAAGUCUUUCGUGGCGGUGCGCGCCGAGAGCGACGAUGCCAUGUUGAACAAUGAACAUGCCAUCCGUGCCGAGUUCAAGUUGUUGCAGGGCCAGCUGUUGCAUGAGAAACAGGAGGAGUUGUCGUUGGUCUCAUUGUUCAAGUUGCCCCAUUUCCGCAAGAGAUGUCUCGUCGGCUGGUUGACUAUGUUUGGAUGCCAGGGCACGGCAACUUUGGUUAUCAAUAAUUACGGCCCCUCCCUCUACGCCUCACUCGGCUUCUCUACUGUGCCCCAACUCGUCAUCCAAGGCUGCUGGAUCACCGUCUGCCCAUUCGGCAAUUUACUCAACUCUCUCGUCGUUGACCGAUUCGGCCGCACACGAAUGCUCAUGGUCGGAUUCGCUGGAUGCGUGGUCGCCUUAAUUGGCGAGUGCGCGACGGUCGACGUGUUCCAACGGACGGGAUCCCAUGGAUCCGCCAGCGCAGCUGUGUUUUUCCUGUUUUUGCAUAUCGCCUUCUUCUCGGCCUGCUGCGACGCCACCAGCUAUAUUUAUGCGGCUGAGAUCUUCCCCACUCCCGUGCGCGCAAAGGGUUUGGCGGUCUCGAUUUCAGGCCUGUUUAUUGCCACGAUUGUGUUUUUGCAGGCCGCUCCGUCGGCGUUUGCUGCCAUCAAGUGGAAAUAUUAUCUGGUGUUUAUUGCUGUCACCACUGUCAUCUUCUUGGUGGUGUGGUUCUAUUUCCCGGAGACGAAGGGCCGUUCGCUUGAGGAUAUUGGCCAGGUCUUUGGGGAUUCGGUCGAGCCACUGACUUUGGGCAUGGAUGUGGACAAUGCAAAUGACGUGGAUGAGAAGACGACCGCGCGUGAUCGCGUUGGACCGGCGAGCGGAGAUGGGGAAGGUGAUGAUGAGGUCGAAGAGGGUGUCACUGUGGCACCGAGUGAGAAGUACUGA